This is a messenger RNA of Carassius auratus (goldfish), 6652 nucleotides long. Its product is annotated as A-kinase anchor protein 9. Lineage: Eukaryota; Metazoa; Chordata; Actinopteri; Cypriniformes; Cyprinidae. The transcript is spliced from 33 exons. The record is from RefSeq and is a predicted model, not a curated record. Gene Ontology annotation, molecular function: molecular adaptor activity. Gene Ontology annotation, biological process: signal transduction. Bases 221 to 6310 code for a protein of 2029 amino acids.
GUCACCGCGCCGCGGGUCUCGUGUGUUUACGUGGAGAAACAUGGCGGCGACGGUGACAGCAAAUCCCGAAUAAAACACUGAGGAAACCCCACAGAUUUACCGUCCGAGUCGAGGCGGGUGCAUAUGUCAGCGCUCCGCGUUUAGCGCUAGGCGUGUAUGCGUGCGCGUGGCGCUUGUAUGACGCGCGUGUGUCCGUGUUUAAACUGCAGGGACCGCGGAGAUGAUGGAAGACGAGGAGCGACAGAAGAAACUACAGGCCGGCAAAGCCAAGCUGGCCGAGUACCGGCAGAGGAAAGCUCAGUCCGAUGGCCAGAAGAAGCAGAAGAAGAAGAAGAAGAAGACGCUGGAAUCAGACGCGGAGGAGCAGAGAGCAGACAGCGUCUCACACGAGCAGACCGACACCAUCGAGCCCGAGAGUGAGGUCUCAACGACAGCCGAAGACUGUUCAUCUGAGGUAAAUGGUUUCCACGAGAGGACAGAGAGUGGUUUGACGUCGUCUGUGAUCGGGGAGGAAGAUCUGCAGCGAUCCGAAGUACGUGUGGAGACUGAUCUACAGAGCAGUCGUCCUCAGAGCCGUAUUCAGAUCAUGGAGGACGAGUUAGCCUCCAAAAACAUGGCCAUGGAGGAGCUGAGCCGCGAUCUCGAGGAGAUCAGGGCCGUGUUUGGAGCUGAUGGAGUGCAGCAGCUGCAGGACUUCGAGGAAGCGCUGAAACAGAGGGAUGAAAUCAUCACACAGCUCACCUCCAAUCUGCAGCAGGCACGGACCGAGAAGGAGGAAGUGAUGAGGGAGUUUCUGGAGCUGACGGAGCAAAGCCAGAAACUACAGAUUCAGUUCCAACAGCUGCAGGCCGGUGAGAUACUGCGUAGCUCCAACAUCAGCUCCACCGCCGCAGAUCUCCUCCAGGCCCGUCAACAGAUCACGCUGUACCAGCAACAGCUGGACGAGAGGGACGCACAGGUCAGAGGUCACCAGGAGAAGACGCAGGAGCAGCUGUUAUUGAUCGCGCAGCUUCAGGAGAGUCUGAGUGAAGCAGAGAGGGUCCGCACACAAACUGAAGAGUCGUUUUCACAGAGUUUACGCGAGAAGGAUCUACUGAACACUGAACAUCAGCGUCUGAUAACACAGCUUAACAAUCAGCUUCUGUCUUCCAAACAACAAGUGGAGGAAGUCAACAAACAUCUGUCAGCGAAAACCCAAGAACUAGACGCCUGUGAAAAAGAGCUGUCCGCGUCCAGACAGAAAGAGCGCAUGUCGUCCGGAGAAAUCCUGCAGCUGAUGAAGAGCGUGGAGGAGCUCCAGCAGCGCUGCCAAUCAGAGAGACUCGAGGACGACUGGAGACGCCGGAUGGAGACGCUGAGAGACGAACUGGACGAGAUGUACGGUCAGCAGAUCGUGGAGAUGAAGCGGGAGCUUCGCACGCAACACACCACAGAGCUGGAGCGAAUCCAAGCGCAGCACUGCUCAGAAACGGAGAAGAUGGUCCAGCAGCAUCAGUCAGAGCUGGAGAGGUGUAAAGCUCAGCUGUUCCAGAGCGCCGGAGACGUCAACGUGCUAAACGUGAAGCUCGUCGAGCUCCAGCAGAAGCUGCAGGAGACGCUAGUGUUGCGAGAAAAGGCAGAGCAAGAGCUAGCGCAGAUGAGAACAGAUAAACUCAGUCAGGCGCUAGAGUUGGAGCGUUUGCGCGACGAGCUGCAAAGAGCAGAAAUACACACCCCAGAGGCAAUACAACACGCUGUUAGCGACCUGCGGGCGCAGCUAGAUUUAGCGCACAAAGCCAACGGCGAACUAGAAGCCAAGCACGAAUCAGAAAUCACCAACUAUAAGAUCAAACUAGAGAUGCUAGAGCGGGAGAAAGACGCGGUGCUAGACCGCAUGGCCGAGUCGCUGGAGUCCGAGCUGGAUCUCUUGAGAACGCAGCUCUUGUUCAGCCACGAGGAGGAGCUCUCACGACUCCGAGACGACCUCACACGGGAAAACCAGCUCAACGCGGAGAACCUGCGUGACGAGAUGGACACGAGACACCGCGAGGCUCUGGACCAGCUGCGUUCGGUGGAGAGCGAGAGAGCGGCGCUAGCUUCAGAGAGACUCACGCUGCUCCAGGACAUCGCCCGCCUUUCCUCCGCCAACGAACAGAUGUGUGCGCGACUGAACGAGCUUCAGGACGAGAUCGAGAAGCAGAGGAACACCUUCUCCUUCGCUGAGAAGAACUUCGAGGUGAACUACCAGGAGCUGAAGGACGAGUACACGUGUCUCGUGAACGCUAAGCUACAGCUCGAGCGGCGCUUGAUCAGAGAAGCCAUGCAAUACGAGACCAAACUCCGUGAUCUGCAAACGAGACGAGAGGAGGUGGACGGGAAGACGCCGGAGACCGAGAAGAAGAGCUCAGCCGAGCGUCUCUCGCUGAUUGAGACGGACACGAAACGUCUUGAAGACGAGCUCAAGAGGACACUGAUUGGAAAGCACUCUUCAGAGCUGAUGGAGAAGCUGGAGGUGAGUGAGGAUGAGAAGAAGAGCUCAGCCGAGCGUCUCUGGCUGAUGGAAGCGGAGCUGGAGAUGCUGAAGAGAGACGGAGACUGCAGUGUUGCUGGUGGGCUGUGCUCCGCCGAGACGCAUCACACGCACAUCAGGUCUUUGUCGGAGGAACUGGAUGCUUUGCAAAACGAGGAGCAGCCGCAGCCGCAGGAGGGGAGAGAGAGAGAGACGCCUGCGAGUUCUCCAGCGAGCACACACACACACGCCCCCACACACACCGCAGCAGCAGCAGCGCAUGAGGAUCAGCUUGCAUCGCCCGACCGACUCCCGCAGCAGGUGGAGACGAGAGACACUCCGGCCGAUGGAGACGUCGUCAGAGCCUCGCUCAUGAAGCAGCCGCAGGAAAUGGAUGGCUCUGAGCAUGAUGAGUGUCGUCUGCAGCUGGAGGCUCAGCGCAUCAGUCUGUCUCAGAUCCACGCCGCUCAGCUGCAGAUGCUCAGAGAGAGUCUGUCAGCGCAGACGCAGACGCAGACGCAGGACACACACGAGCAGCAGCAGGGAGCCGCAGAGCUGAAGGCAGAGUUCGAGGAGUGUUCGGUGCGUCUGGAGGAGAGACAGCGGCAGGAGAUCGAGCUUCUGAAGAGCUACUAUCAGCAGCAGAUGGAGGAGAUGCAGGAGCGCUUCACCGCAGAGAUCCUCCUGCUGCAGAGCAGACUCCAGGAGCUCACAGGAGCCGGCCAGGUCUUCAGCAUGCCGAGCGUCUGUCCGCUGCAGACGAGAGACGAGUGCUGUGAUCGUCUUCAGGAGGAGGACGAGGAGCGAGUCUCUGUAGAUCUGGAGCAGGAUCUGCAGGCCGAGCGGAGAGCUUCGUCCGAGAGAGAGACACUGAGGGACACGUCUCCUCCGGAGGAAACCCAUCUCAGACGCUUGGAGGAGGAGAUCGCCAAGGUGAUCGUGCAGAUGUCGGUUGAGUUCGCCCAGCAGACAGAAGAGGCUCGGAUCAGCAGACAGAGCCGAGAGACGAGCAUCUGCACACAGACGGACACCAGCGAGGAUGAGGAGGAUCGACUGAUGAAGAGGGAUCUGGAGCUGCAGCAGGUGAAGGAGAGAGAAGACGAGACUGAGAGAUGCAGAGAUGAACUCCGCCUUCCCAGAAUGCAAAGCUGCGGCACUCAGACCCAGCAGCUCCAGACGAGAGCGGAGGAUGAGACGAAGGUCAGAGGUCAGGGAAGAGCCGUGACCUCACAGCCACACGCACAGGACCCAGAGCUCUCGUCUGAUGACAUCAUCACUGAGAGGGAUGUUCUGCGUCAGGCUCUGCUCGAUGUGCUGAAGACCACGGCUGCGGCGGAGGAGACCAUCGGCCGUCAUGUGUCCCAAGGGCCUGCUGGAGCAGAGAGAGGGAUGGACGACGGGCUGGAAGUGUCGCUGAAGUUCAAGGGGGCGGAGCUACAGCUACAGGAGGCGGAGCUCCUGCUGGAGAGGGAGGAGUUUGUGAUGAGCAUCAGCGAUCGUCUGCAGAGCGCCGUGGAGAAGAUGCUCAUCACCAUCACUGAGACCAGCACUCAGCUGGAGCAUGCACAGGUCACGCAGACGGAGCUGAUGAGAGAGAAGUUCAGACAGAACGAGGAGAUGGAGGAGCUACAGCGCAGACAGAACGAGCUCCAGGAGCGACUGUGUGAGGAGGAGAGAGCAAGAGAACAACUGACACUGGAGCUGCACAGAGCUGAAGGUGUGAUUGACGGCUACACAGGUGAGCGUCUGGCGCUGGAGCAGCAGAUUCGGGAGCGAUCCGAGCUACAGCUGCGUCUGGAGCAGGAGCUGAUGAUGACCGCCAGCCGUCUGCGUGAACUGGAGCAGGAGCGUGUGCAGAUACAGGACGAGCGAGAGCUGAUGUCACGCCAGCACCACGCCAUGAGAGAGGGGGCGGGGCCUCGAGAGCUGCGACUAGUUGAGGCUGCUCUUGACACAGCACCUGAAGCAGAUCUGCUGGAGGAGACGGAGAAGCUGAUGGCGGAGAAGGUGGAGGUGCAGCGUCAGGCGCAGAAGGAGAGCGGCGAGCUGCUGCAGCAGGUGAAGCAGCUGGAGGUGGAGCUGGAGGAGCAGGUGAGUCGUCUUCAGGAGCUGCAGGAGACACACAGCACAGAGACGACUGACCUGAGGCAGCAGAUACAGGCUUUAGAGAAGCAGCUGGAGAACAACCGCAAGUUCAUGGACGAGCAGGCCGUGGACCGCGAGCACGAGCGAGACGUCUUUCAGCAGGAGAUUCACAACCUGGAGCAGCAGCUGAAGAAUCCCAACAAAACACCGACAGGAAGUGACCGGCGGGACAGAGAGGUGCAGGAGCUGAGCGCGGCGCUGCAGGAGAAGGCAGACUGGUGCAGUGAGCUGCUGUUGAGCUCCGAGCAGCUUCAGAGAGAUGUGUGGGAGAGAGACGAGGAGAUCGAGACGCUAGGAGCACGUCUGAGGGAGCUGGAACACACACUCAUCCACAGGGUGGAGGAGGUCCAGCAUGUGUCUAUGGCGAGCAGAGCAGACGUCACACUGGAAGCACAGCUGCAGACAGAGAGAGAGGCUCUGGACAGGAAGGAGAAGGAGAUCGUGAAUCUGGAGGAGCAGCUGGAGCAGUUUCGUGAGGAGCUGGAGAACAAGAGCGAGGAGGUGAAUCAGCUUCACAUGCAGCUGGAGAUCCAGAGGAAGGAGAUCAGCGUCCAUCAGCAGGAUCUACAGGAUCAGGCCCGGCUCGCUCAGGUCUUGGAGGAGAAGGACAGGCAGAUAGCCGUCCUAAACGAGCAGCUCGCUAAGCGUCAGCACACGGGAACAGACCCUAAGACCGAGGCGGUGGAGGAGAAGGACGAGCUUCUGCGAGAGAUGGAGGCGCAGGUGGAGUGUCUGCGGAGCGAGCAGGAGCGUCUGAAGAGGAACAGCGAGGAGGAGGUGGAGCAGCUCAACGCCGUCAUCGAGAAGCUGCAGCAGGAGCUGACACACAUCGAGCUCAAGCAGCGUCAGGACGAGAGCGACGAGAUGAAGCAGAGGAUGGACGAGGUGACCACAGAGCUGGACACGCUGAAGAGCCGAAACCAGCGUCUGGAGGAGGCUCUGCAGGAGAAGACCGCUGCGUGUGUGGUGCUCCAGGCUCAGGUGCAGGCGCUGGAGGAGAGCGCAGGGUCAAAGGUCACCAGCUUGAGCCUCCUCGUGGAGGAGAAGGACUCGGAGCUCAGCGCCUGCAGGUUGAAGGUGGAACAAGCUCAAACAGACGCCGAUGCUCUUUACGCUAAAGUGGCUCAGCUGGAGGAGAAACUCAGGGAGAAGGUGGCCGCCGUUCUGGUCAGCCAAGCACAACUGGAAGCCGUCCAGAUGCAAACCAAAGAGCUCCGCGCAGAAGAAGCCAUGGGCCCCAGCACGCAGCUGCAGUCAGAGGGCCCCACCACGCAGCUGCAGUCGGAGGGCCUCACGGCGCAGGCAGCCUCCGUGGGAAAGACGAGUCUGCUGAUGGAGAAGCUGAAGGAGCUGGAGGAGGGUCUGAGCGGGAUGCAGAAGGACCAGGAGCUGCAGAAACAGCUGUUGAGUAGCUCUGAGGAUGAGGUGAUGGAGUACGAGAGGAGGUUAGCCUUGAUGAUCGACCUACUGAACCAAAUGAGAACCAAACCAACCCAUCACAAACUCGUUGAGGGGUCAGCUGAAGGCGGUCAGUCGCUGUCUGAGCUGCUGGAGGAGGUCAAAGGUCAAGUUGCGUCCACUAAAGAGGAGCUGAACUGCUACAGAGAAACUGAGUCACAAGCUUCAGGAGGAGAUCGAGAUGAAGGAGAGCAGGAUCUCACAGCUCCAGGCAGAUGAGACCGCAGCAGGUCAUGGCACACAUCACACGCAUGAAGAACACACGGCUGACACGGCUGAACUCCUCCAGGAGCUGCAGGAGGUCAAGGUCAAGUGAGCAGCACACAGCAGGAGCUGGAGAGCUGCAGGGCUCAGAGCGUCACACUGCAGGAGCUGCUGCAGGAGAGAGAGAUGAGCAUCGCUCUGCUGAAGGAUCAGCUGCACAGGGCCUCACAGGAGGGCGAUCAGUCCCCAGCGGAGCUGCUGCAGGAGAUGCAGGAGGUCAAAGGUGAAGCGGCAGCCACCAAAGAGCAGCUGAACAGCGUCCAGGAGCGCAGCCUCAAACUGCAGGAGGACAUCGAG